AGAGAUUCAAAAGAAGCUAAACAUCAAGGGUGGAAAAGAAUUGGGAAGCCUAAGCACCACAAGAUGGAGCGCUCGUUACGCUAACUGCAAUGCCGUAAUGAACAAUUUCGGCGCAAUCAAAGAAGCUCUUGAGAAGGAUAUUGAGGGGGCGCAGGAUGGAGGUAUGGUGGAGGCCAUUGGUUUGUUGAGAUCUAUCACAAAACCUGAAUUCGUUGUAAAUCUUUUCGUAAUACAUUCAGUUUUAUCAGUGACCAAUGUGCUGAGUAAAUAUUUACAAGGCACAAAUGCGACGCUUGGUAAAGCAAGUUCAGUUAUUGCUAGCAUUCAAACUACUUUCGUAGAAUCGAGAAAUAACUUUGAUGACUUAUGGGCUAAGAUCGAAGAAUUUGCGAACAACAACGACAUUUCGCUGGAGCCUGUGUCUAUCUUAAAGAAAAGGAAGCAGCAGGCGCCUUCAAAAUUGAGCGAGUGCUACGUUCAAACUACUUUAGGAAGAAGUCAACUGACCGCCCUCCCAUCUGAUACCAGGCCCCGUGACUAC
This is a messenger RNA of Bemisia tabaci, 541 nucleotides long. RefSeq names its product zinc finger MYM-type protein 1. The record is from RefSeq and is a predicted model, not a curated record. NCBI's taxonomy places the organism in Eukaryota, Metazoa, Arthropoda, Insecta, Hemiptera, Aleyrodidae.